Molecule: messenger RNA, 2536 nt
Organism: Ctenopharyngodon idella (grass carp)
Lineage: Eukaryota; Metazoa; Chordata; Actinopteri; Cypriniformes; Xenocyprididae
Gene: galk1
Product: galactokinase 1
Exons: 8
Coding region: 233-1417 (394 amino acids)
Biological process (GO): carbohydrate phosphorylation; galactose metabolic process
Cellular component (GO): cytosol; cytoplasm
Molecular function (GO): galactokinase activity; ATP binding
Source: RefSeq, a predicted model, not a curated record
CACCAAUCAGGACAGGACGGUUAUAGGAAGUAUCUGCACAUGACUUGCUGGUUUCUGUUUUUUUAUAUGAACUGUAUGGAUUAAUUCAGUUCCAUUCGCCUUAUAUCGCUUAUUGACUGCUGUAAAUGAGUUGCUUCGUGAUUUAAAUUGCAUGACUUCAGCUAACGGGAAUCUGUCGAAAACAUAGAAUUACUUUGUUUUUCACGAGAAGUAACUGAAAUAUUGCGCCACAAUGGCAAACAUUUGUCCAGUUAAAAAAGUUGCAGAUUUAGUUUCUGAAGCUCGUCGUGUGUACCGGGAAACAUUUGACGGAGAUGAUGCAAAUGUUGCAGUUUGCGCCCCAGGACGUGUGAAUUUAAUCGGAGAACACACCGAUUAUAAUGAAGGAUUUGUCCUCCCAAUGGCCUUGCCGAUGGUGACUGUUAUGGUGGGCAGCAAAACUUCUGGCCAGAAGUGCUCUGUUUUAACUCUGACUGAAGCUGCUGAUGAGCCCAGGAUGGUGGACUUUGAUCUCCCAAAUGAACUGACCCCACUUUUAAGAGGGCAGCCAAACUGGGCCAAUUAUGUAAAAGGAGUUGUACAGCACUACAGAGCACGGCCCAUCCCUGGCUUUAGAGCUGUAAUAGCCAGUAGUGUGCCACUAGGAGGCGGACUCUCCAGCUCAGCCUCACUUGAAGUGGCUGUGUACACCUUCCUGCAGCAGCUGUGUCCAGAUGAUGGGAAUCAGGUAGCAAAGGCAGUGGCCUGUCAGCAGGCUGAACACACUCAUGCUGCUGUGCCCUGCGGCAUCAUGGACCAGUUUGUGUCUGUUUUGGGUAAAGAGGGCCAUGCAUUACUCAUUGACUGCAGAUCUUUGGAAGCCACUGCUGUCCCUUUAGCUGACCCUGGACUUGUAAUCCUGAUCACUAACUCCAACGUUAGACAUACGCUCACAGGCAGCGAGUAUCCCACCAGACGAAAACAAUGUGAGGACGCAGCAGCCAUUUUGGGCAAGAAAAGUCUGAGAGAGGCUACUUUGAAAGAUUUGGAGGCUGCCAAGGAUCAACUGGACAGUGUGACAUACCAACGGGCACGUCAUGUGAUUGAGGAGAUCGAACGCACAGCGCAAGCUGCUGAGGCACUCAAGAGAGGCGAUUACAAAGAGUUUGGGAGGCUGAUGGUGGAGAGCCACAAUUCUCUUAGGGAUAAUUACGAGGUCAGUUGUCCAGAAUUGGACGAGCUGGUGUCGGCAGCACUGGAGGUGGAUGGGGUGUUCGGGAGUCGGAUGACAGGGGGAGGGUUCGGUGGAUGCACAGUUACUUUGCUUCAGGCUCAUGCCACGGAGAAAGCAGUGAAACACAUUCAGGAGAAAUAUCAUGGAUCUCCAACUUUCUUCAUUACUACCCCAUCAGAAGGAGCUCGUGCGCUCAGUCUGUGAUUUUUUUUUUUUUUUUUUUUUUUAAGUUCUCGAUUUUCACUGUUACUUACUUUUUUAUCAUUAAUCAUCUUAUACUAAUCAGCGUCAAUUCUCUCCAAUCAAUGCCACAAAUGUUGUGAGUAUUAUUAGUACAUACAUUUGUCUAAAAUCUGUGUAUUUUCAGGAGAAAUAUCAUGGCUCUCCAACUUUCUUCAUAACUAAACCAUCAGAAGGAGCUCAUGCUCUCAGUCUAUGAUUUUUAACCAGUGACUUGUUCUUGAUUUUUCACUGUAAUUUACAUUUUUAUCACUAAUCAUCUUAUACUAAUCCAGUGUUGAGGGUAGCGCAUUACAAGUAACUUGAGUUACAUAUUCAGAUUACUUUUUCAAGUAACUAGUACAGUAACACAUUACAUUUUCAAAUUACAACAAAAUAUCAAAGUUACUUUUUCACAUUUAUUGACUGACAGCUUUCCUGUGCUCAUGUUGAGAGAAAUAAAGUGCAGAGGUGUUGUGUGCGCUGUGUGUUACACAGGUAUACUUUAUUAACCAAUGUCUUUGGUUCUGACCUUUUAAUGAUCUAAUUCAACCAUACUAUUAAGCAGAAAUUACUUUAGAUUUAGAAAUAAGAGUGUUGAACUUCCUUCUCCUGUAUCCUAUUCUUCUUUAAUCCAGAAUGGCAGCACAGCUGAAAGGUUUGUUUGAGCUGCGCCCUCUACUGUACAGGUGUUAAUAUGCAUUUCCUUCAGCCUGAGGCUUAUUCAUUUCACUUUUGGUGUAAAAGGGCCUUAACAUUUGCCAAAAAAAACAAACAAGCAAGCCCAGCCCAGGUGAGAAAAAGUAAUGCAAAAGUAAUGUAACGCAUUACUUUUCAUAAAAAGUAACUAAGUAACACAAUUAGUUACUUUUUUAGGGAGUAAUGCAAUAUUGUAAUGUACUUUUAAAAGUAACUUUCCUCAACAAUGUACUAAUCAGAAUCCGUUCUCUCCAAUCAAUGCCACAAAUGUUGUGAAUAUUAGUACAUACAUUUGUCUAACAUCUGUGUAUUCUUUACAGUCUUGCAUUCAGAAACCCAAUUCCCACAAUGAUUAAUGUUUAAAAUAAAGAGGAUUUUUUGUAAUAAAGCACUUAUGUAAUAAAA